AUUAUCGAAUUGAAGGCAUGAAAGUGCUGCAACUAUAUAUACGAUUUCCACUGUUUCAUUUUUGCAGCGACGAAAUUCCAGCUGUCAACUGUCAAACGAUGUCUUUGAACAGAACACAAGAUACACACAGUCAGUCAAAUCAACAAGAACUGGAUGCAGAUUGGAGCAAAACGAAAUGGCGACAUCGCAAAAAGUGUGUGAGAUUUGUAAAUUUAGCGAUAGAAAUGAUUUGGACUUGGGUGAAUGGAAGACAUCAGAAGACUGUACUAUUCAUCUGUUUUGUGCGUUGUUAUCGACGAAUGCAGUCCAACGAGGCGAAGACAAUGAAGGUAUCGAUGGAUUCUUGGUUACUGACAUUCGAGACUUAAAGAAAUAUCAUAAAAAAACCAAAUGCUAUUAUUGCAAAAAGCCUUCUGCAACAGUCAAAUGCAAGUAUGAAAAAUGCAGACGUUAUUUCCAUGUAAAGUGUGGAACAGAGAACAACUGUUUGUUCCAAUUUGAAGGUCAAUUCCAUUCGUAUUGUCAUCUUCAUGUUGAUAUCAAAGAGAAAAAUACAAUCCAUGGUGAUUUUUGGUCGUGUCAAAUUUGCAAAGAACCCAUGGGUCCGUACAAUCCAAUAACAAGCAUUCCAUCAUGCUGCAAUCAAGGCUUUUUCCACCGAACAUGUAUACAGAAGCAUGCAAGAGCAGCUGGCUAUUUGACAAAAUGUCCAUGUUGUGGAAACGAUUCCGAUACUGAUAACAACGAGUACAGACAGUUUCUCGCACAACGUGGCAUUUUCUGCCCAGAUAAGGAUGCAGAUUGGGAACUAUCGCAAAAUGCAUACCAUUCAUUAUUGGAUGUUCACAACCAAUGCGACGCCAGAAAUUGUCUGUGUCCUAAUGGACGACAACAUAAUGCGCGUGGCGAAUGGCGUUUGCACAAGUGCCUUUACUGUGGACAAAAGGGUAUUCACAAUGGUUGUCGUCCGACUGAUACGAACAACGACUUCAUAUGUAACGACUGCAGCGGGAAAUCGACUCCAUUAA
This is a messenger RNA of Sitodiplosis mosellana (orange wheat blossom midge), 1028 nucleotides long. Its product is annotated as PHD finger protein 7-like. Gene Ontology annotation, cellular component: nucleus. NCBI's taxonomy places the organism in Eukaryota, Metazoa, Arthropoda, Insecta, Diptera, Cecidomyiidae. The transcript has 5 exons. The annotation marks the transcript as partial. The record is from RefSeq and is a predicted model, not a curated record.